AAAAAAAAAAAAAAAAAAAAAAAAAAAAAAAAAAAGAAAUGGGAUCUUCAUCGAAGAACAUCGAACAAGUUCAAGAAAUUUGUUAUCUCCAGUGGAUGGGUUUGCAAUCUCAACGCAUCCCUGAGCUCAAACAACUCUUAGCUAAACGACAAUCUCACGGCGAUAAAGAUAAUGAUAAAAAGCUCCGUGAAUUAACGGAAAUGAUCAUCGGAGAUUUCAAAGAUUACGCCGGAAAAAGAGCUAAUCUUGCUCACCGCCACAGGUGUAGCUCGAACUACUAUGCACCGUCGUGGAACACUCCUUUAGAGAACGCUCUAAUUUGGAUGGGUGGUUGCCGACCAUCUUCUUUCUUUAGGCUCGUUUAUGCUUUGUGUGGCUCCCAAACUGAGAUCCGUGUGACUCAGUUCCUCCGCAAUAUCGACGGCUACGAUUCUUCAGGUGGUGGUGGCGGCGCAUCACUUAGCGAUCUUAGUGCGGAGCAGCUAGCAAAGAUCAAUGUGUUGCAUGUAAAAAUUAUAGAUGAAGAAGAGAAGAUGACCAAGAAAAUCUCAAGUCUACAAGAAGAUGCGGCAGAUAUUCCCAUCGCCACCGUGGCUUACGAGAUGGAGCACGUGGGAGAGCCUAACAUGGUUGUCGAUCAAGCUCUCGAUAAGCAAGAAGAAGCUAUGGCCGCUUUAUUAGCCGAAGCCGAUACGCUGAGGGUAGAUACUUUAGCGAAGAUCGUCGAGAUUCUAUCGCCGGUACAAGCAGCGGAUUUCUUACUCGCCGGGAAAAAACUUCAUCUUUCAAUGCAUGAGUGGGGAACUAUGAGAGACCGUCGCCGUCAUGAUCGUGUGGUUGACUCCGAAGGUGAUGCGCGGGGAGAGGAAGUGAAGUAGUCUUUAUUAUAUUAGAGAUGCAUGCUAUUAUAGGUACGUUCGUGUCAAAUAUAAGAAUUGCAUAAUAACAAGAGUUAUAUAAUCUUGAUACUAUAAAGUAUAUGUCAUUACGUAUUUUAAGGAUAUAUAACCCUUAUAUAUAUGCUCGUUUUUAUUUCUGAAGUCUUAACGUAUAGCAAUGUGCAAUGCGUUACGUUGGUUUAUUGUAUAUGUACUUAAGUUUUGUUUUGUAUAAGAUUUAAAUAGAUGUCUUUUAAAUGCAGAAAUAUAUUUUUAAUAUAAUCUUAUAUAUAUAGUAA
Molecule: messenger RNA, 1177 nt
Organism: Camelina sativa (false flax)
Lineage: Eukaryota; Viridiplantae; Streptophyta; Magnoliopsida; Brassicales; Brassicaceae
Source: RefSeq, a predicted model, not a curated record